Molecule: messenger RNA, 2274 nt
Organism: Sungouiella intermedia
Lineage: Eukaryota; Fungi; Ascomycota; Pichiomycetes; Serinales; Metschnikowiaceae
Source: the annotation of a GenBank genome assembly
AUGGACUUCGUGGGCUUUGAAUCAUUCUCAGAAAAUGAUCUGUUGCCAUCACCGCAGCCUUCGUUGUCGCUUCCUCUUAAAUCAAACAUCGAAAACUUGGGCUUGAAGUUAUCUAAUUUCAACAAUCUUCGAAACCUUCUUAAGCAUACAGAGGAAAACUCAACGACUGAGGAUGCUGGAGUUCGUUUAGCAGAAAAAUUCGCCAAUGUCUCGUUACAACUGUUAGAUGAUUCAUCCAGCCUGCCUUCUGCUGUCGAAAAUUUGUCGGAAGAAGAUGUGGAUAUAGCAAGAAGUACAACGCUCACCAAAAGAUUGGGACGUGCUUUGAACCCCAGUUUAUCAGAUCAGAAGACUCGGGAACUUUUCACGCGUUUGGAAAGUAAAAUUCCUGAUAUGGACGUGAUGGUGGAUGCUGGAGUGAUCGGAGCCAUGACAAGAAAGAACUUGCGUGGGGAAAUUGAAUCUGAUCUCAUAAAGAGCCACCUGGCAGUCUUGGCUGAUUAUGCUAAAACAAUCAAAAACUUGAAAUAUUUGGGUGAACGAGUUGAUAGUUUUGAUAAGCAGGUGGCGGAAACUAAUGAGUUACUUGCUAAAGAUCUUUCAUUGACAGCAGACUUGUCUGGUAAUGUUAAGGAACUAACGGAUUCGAAAGUGGCACUUAAUUUGAAAAAGGGAAUCCUUAUGAGUUUCCGUGAGCAAUUUACACUCAAUGAAUAUGACAACUAUGUGCUUCACUCCAACGAAAUCAAUGCAGAUUUCUUUGCAGCUUUAGCUAAAGCUGAGGCUAUCAAUUCGCGUUGCCUGGUUCUCCUUGCAUUAGACAAUCCUGAGCUUGGUCGCAAGGUCAUGGCGAAAAAUAACGAAUUGAUAAAUCGGACGAGUGAGAAGAUCUUGAGUUUUUGCAACCGAACCUUAUCGAAUUUCUAUCUGCUCAAUAAUCGAGCAAGAAUGGAGCAACUACAUCUCUCUUUACGCUACUUGAAAGGUAAGCCAGAUCAGCUUGAGUCGGUUGUGAACCUGUUUGUAAACUCAAGAUCCACAGCAUUGGUGGAUGAAUUCAAUUUACAAACCAGCGGGCAUGGGGCUGACGAUUCAACACAUUCGUUAUCAGACUCAAGACCGGUCUUCUACUCCUCUCAUGAUCCAGUGAGAUUGAUUUCGGAUUCGCUCGCGUUUGUCCAUUCCUUAGUUGUUAAUGAAUCGGAAACUGUGGAAAAUCUUUUCGGAAAUACUCCAGAGUUCUCGGAAACUACCAACGCUAUGGUAUCGAGAAUCUUGAAUGCUUUAGCUAAACCAAUCAAGUCACAGAUUGAACUCUUGAUUUCUGUUCAGACAAAGCUUCCUUUAAUUUUCCAGAUAUUCAGCAAUUUAGAUCUCUAUCUGCUCAUGUUCCAGAAGAUUUCCAACGCUGGUAGCAUUACCAGUGCAAUCAACGAAUGUAUUACAAUGACGCAAAAUAAGGUUGUCACUGUUGUCACAAACAGAUUGGCUACGGUUCGCAAUUCCAACCUGGCUCAAAUCGACCUCUCUUCUGAUCUUCAGCCUCCAGAAUGGAUCAUUGACUAUUACUCUGAUUUGUUGCCCAUCUUGGAUAAUGCAACUACUGAGAUGGUGUUUAACUUUACCCAAGAGCAGCAGGAUAAGUUUCUCUCGCUUGUGGUCGACGAACCCAUAUCUAUUUUCUACGAGCAUCUUUCCCUGGUUUCAAAAACUUUCGGAAAAAGGGACAUACUCAUUUUCAAGUUGAACUUUUUAGAUUUGGUUCUCUCAAAAACUAUGCCACUUAGAAUUCUAAGCGACAAAGUCUUAGAUAUCAACCACCAGAUCAAUGACUACUCGACUGAACUUAAAGAGGUGCAAGUUCAAACUCUCUUGGAAAACUGUCAGCUCACUGAUUUCUACAAUAUUAUCAGUAUGAUCUGUCCAAUCGAUGUUGAAAUGUUGGAUCCUGCUAUUUAUCAGGCAAUCACUGAGAAUAAACUCUUCAAAAAGGAAGUCAUUGUCGAAUCUAAUGCCAAAAUUCAGCUGGCGCUCCCAUCGGCACUUAUAGACAUCCAGUCUGCUCUUAUGAAACUCAACAGCCCCAUAAUUGUCACAGACAUUAUUACUUCUUCCUCAAUUCAAUUUGCAUAUUUCUACAAACUCUUGUCUGAGAUUGUUGAGAUGUACUUGAAAGAGCAAUUAUUCUCAUGGACCGAUCUUGAGGUGGCAACCUUACUUGGUGUUGAACUGGCAUACAUAGAAGAAAUUGGGCAAACGUCUUACGGAACCUAG